This is a messenger RNA of Acanthosepion pharaonis, 891 nucleotides long. NCBI's taxonomy places the organism in Eukaryota, Metazoa, Mollusca, Cephalopoda, Sepiida, Sepiidae. The record is from the annotation of a GenBank genome assembly.
AUGCAGACAUUCCUUGCCUCAUGCCUCAGCUUGUUUUCACUGGCAGGAGGAGUGCAUUCUGAUCAAUAUUUUCACCUCUUUCUUUCCUUUCUCUCUCUCUCUCUCUCUCUCUUUCUUUCUGUCAAUCUGUCUGUCUGUCUGUCUGUUUCUACUUCAUCUUUUUUUUCCAAAAUGCCCAUACGCCCCCACUCCCUCCCGGCUGCCUUAGCCACUCCCUCUCCUCAUCCAACUUCAUCUUGUUCGUUGCUCGCGUGGUAUUUUCAACCGGCGCGUGCCUGGCCCAACGCCGGCUGUCUCCUUUUUGAUGGUGUUAUUAUUUUGGGUGUAGGAGUGAGAGGCCCGCAGGAUGUUGCUAAGAAGAAAGCUUGUAUAAUUGUCAGGAAGUUGGGUCUAUCCAAACGUACAGGUCACAGCUGGCUAAAACUUCAUCAAACAAUAUCUGUGCGCCGUAUUUUUCGACUUAAUUCUCUCUCUCUCUCCCUAUUGUUAUUAUCGUUAGUCGUGAUGGCAGCAGCUGCCUUGAUUUUCUCAUUCUUCUUCUUCUUCUUCUUCUUCUUCUUCUUCUUCUUCUUUAUUAAUAAUUCUCAUAUUCUGUUUCGUUAUUUUGCUCUCCUCACCUUUGUUCCUUUGGACAUAAUCAUUUCGUGCGAGCCCAUCCUCUCUCUCUCUCUCUCUCUCUCUCUCUCUCUCUCUCUCUCUCUCUCUCUCUCUCUCUCUCUCUCUCAUAAAUACAUUUCUUUCUUUCCAGGUUGUUUUCUGUUUUUUUUUCUUUUCUUUUAUUCAUCUAUUUCUACUCUUAUUGGUGUUCCUUUCAUUUUCUUUCAUUUUCUUUCUUUCUUUCUUUCUUUCUUUAUUUAUUUAUUUAUUUAUUUAUUUAUUUUCUUAGUCUAA